This is a messenger RNA of Colletotrichum lupini, 1437 nucleotides long. RefSeq lists its product as uncharacterized. Bases 1 to 1437 code for a protein of 478 amino acids. Gene Ontology annotation, molecular function: oxidoreductase activity, acting on paired donors, with incorporation or reduction of molecular oxygen; heme binding; iron ion binding. NCBI's taxonomy places the organism in Eukaryota, Fungi, Ascomycota, Sordariomycetes, Glomerellales, Glomerellaceae. The record is from RefSeq and is a predicted model, not a curated record. The transcript is spliced from 3 exons.
AUGAUCAGAGAUCCUCAUAAGUUCUAUGAGGAAACACUUGCCAAACGACCAACAAAAGGACCGGUGACUAUGCGUCUAGGUCCUAUUUCCAUGUACCUCGUGAUGGGCGCCUCGAACAUUCAAGCGAUUUUUCGACAGUCUAGCAGUCUUUCGUUCGAGUUUAUGCAGUUGCGUAUCGCACACAAGGUCAAAGGUCUUCCAGCCAGCGAUGCCGCCCUUCUGGGGAUGGACGACUCAGGGGCUGGUACUCUCAACCAGUCUGAGACCGGCGUUGUAGGGAAAGGACGCAUUUGGCACAUACUUCAUGGGAUAUACCUCAAGAACCUUACGGAAAAGUCAGCCGUAGACUUUCUGACGGCCAAAUUUGUCUUCGAGUUUUCCGAACAGCUCAAGACUUGUCCAGAAGGCGCAUCAGCCCCAGCGAUUGUCGGUUUAUACGACUUCCUACAGACGUACCAAUUCGCUGCAUCAACCAUUACUUUAGUCGGUCCGCGAAUUCUCCAAAAGGGCUCGUUGGAAGCCAAGACAUUCUGGGACUACGAUGCUGCCUUCAUGACACUUAUGCAGGGGCUGCCAAAGCUAGUGUGUCGCAAAGGCUGGGCAGCGCGCGACCGCACUCUUGAAGCCACCAAAGACUGGCUGGCGGCAGCAACUGCUGGUUGUCCUCCAGACAGCGAUGCUGAUUGGGAAGAGAACUUUGGUCACAGGCUUGUGCGUGAGCGAAACGCUGCACUUGUUGAUUACGGUAUCAGCUUCGAAGGACGUGCAGCAAUGCAUAUGGGCCUCAUUUGGGCCAUCAAUGCUAACGCCGUUCCCAUGACCGCAUACAUGUUAUUCGAGAUGGUCCGAGACCCGCAACUCCUCUCAAGAAUCCGCGCCGAGGUGAAGACUGCCAUGGUCGUCGGUACGAAUAUGACAUCAGUACUCGAUAUCGAUAUCACAAAGCUAGCGGUUCUGCCUUUGCUGAACUCCGUAUACAACGAAUGCCUGCGUCUGCGCUCGAGCAUCCCCAUCUCGCGGCGUCUGCGGCAAGACAUCGAGAUUGACGGAUAUACGCUCAAGAAGGACAACUUCAUCCUGGCACCCAGUUGGCUAUCACACAUCGACGAGGCAGUAUGGGCGUUCCCAGGCCACCCGGCACGCGACUUUUGGGCCGAGCGUUUCUUGCAGCCAGAAAUGCGCAAAGUCAAGCUGGGUGACUACUGUCCGUAUGGUGGUGGGAGCGUCAUCUGCCCUGGGAGAUUCUUCGCCAAGCAUGAGAUUCUUGCGGCGGUUGCGAUGAUGGUCACCACUUUCGACAUGGAGUUUGUGCGCUGGUCGCGUUUAGAUGGUUCACCAGCGAGCAGAGGUCCGGGCAUGGAGGGGGCGGAGUGUCGAGGUGUCGUAAGUCUUGAUAGAGAUGCUACGGUGAAGAUCCAGAAGCGGAAGCUGGUAUAA